This is a messenger RNA of Juglans microcarpa x Juglans regia, 1335 nucleotides long. Its product is annotated as probable voltage-gated potassium channel subunit beta. Lineage: Eukaryota; Viridiplantae; Streptophyta; Magnoliopsida; Fagales; Juglandaceae. The record is from RefSeq and is a predicted model, not a curated record. The transcript is spliced from 4 exons. Bases 97 to 1083 code for a protein of 328 amino acids.
GGGAGCAAACACCGUGGUUCACGCAAUCAGAGGACUCGAGCCGAGACUUAAGUAUCUGCCAACUCUCCGUGAAGAAGCGAGAAAAUAAGAAAAAAAAUGCAGUACAAGAACUUGGGGCGCUCGGGGCUGAAGGUGAGCCAGCUCUCGUACGGGGCGUGGGUCAGCUUCGGCAACCAGCUCGACGUCAAGGAGGCCAAGUCUCUGCUCCAGUGCUGCCGCGACCACGGCGUCAACUUCUUCGACAACGCCGAGGUCUAUGCCAAUGGCCGUGCCGAGGAGAUCAUGGGCCAGGCCAUCCGCGAGCUUGGUUGGAAGCGCUCCGAUAUCGUUGUUUCCACCAAGAUCUUCUGGGGUGGUUCCGGACCCAACGACAAGGGCCUCUCCAGGAAGCACGUCGUCGAGGGCACCAAGGCCUCCCUCAAGCGCCUCGACAUGGAAUACGUCGACGUUCUUUACUGCCACCGCCCGGACUCCUCCACCCCGAUCGAGGAGACCGUUAGGGCCAUGAACUAUGUUAUUGAUAAGGGCUGGGCAUUCUACUGGGGUACCAGCGAGUGGUCGGCCCAGCAGAUCACCGAGGCUUGGGGGGUCGCCGAGAGAUUGGACUUGGUGGGGCCGAUCGUCGAGCAGCCCGAGUAUAAUUUGUUGUCCCGUCACAAGGUUGAGUCUGAAUUCCUUCCUCUGUACAGCAACUACGGCUUGGGUCUUACCACAUGGAGCCCACUUGCAUCUGGAGUGCUCACUGGAAAAUACAACAACAAAGUUAUACCAUCUGAUAGCCGGUUUUCAUUGGAAAAUUACAAGAAUCUCGCUAAUCGGUCAUUGGUUGAUGACGUGCUGAAAAAAGUUAAAGGUCUGAAGCCAAUUGCAGAUGAACUUGGCGUGCCGUUAUCUCAACUAGCAAUUGCAUGGUGUGCUGCGAAUCCUAAUGUCUCAUCUGUUAUUACUGGAGCAACAAAGGAAUCUCAGAUUCAAGAAAACAUGAAAGCUAUUGAUGUCAUCCCACGUCUGACUCCUGCCGUGAUGGAGAGUAUUGAGGCUGUCGUUCAAAGCAAGCCAAAGCGUCCAGAAUCGUAUAGGUGAAACAAUAUUUUCAAUGCUGUUUUCUAUGCUACACAUUGCAGCGUAGACUUCAUUGUACCAAUGUUCCUGAUGCUUAAUUAUUUCUUGUUUCGUUGAACUACUCAUGGAACUUCAUGUGUACCUGGUCUUUUUUCCUUCUUUUCUUGUUUUGGCCCUUUGUGGGCAGGGAGGAGACGAUUGUGGUUUGAUAUUGUACGGAUUGUUCAUGUGUUAUUUGCCUGAGAAAAUCAACUCAAGUUUAUUCCUUCUGAA